Messenger RNA from Capsella rubella, 3067 nucleotides. RefSeq names its product zinc finger BED domain-containing protein DAYSLEEPER. The record is from RefSeq and is a predicted model, not a curated record. Gene Ontology annotation, molecular function: protein dimerization activity; DNA binding. Lineage: Eukaryota; Viridiplantae; Streptophyta; Magnoliopsida; Brassicales; Brassicaceae. The coding region runs from base 231 to 2948 and encodes 905 amino acids. The transcript has 2 exons.
AAAGGGACCAGAUUUAAAGUGGGGAUGAUAGAUCAACGGUGGAGGGAGGGAGAGAGAUUCAUCGUCCUGAUUAUAUAUAAGUAAAAGCAGAGAAAAGGGCCGACGGCAAAAGAAAAAAAAAGCUCAAAACCCUAAAAUUGAAAGUCCAAUUCGAUUAGCUCUUUAGCGAUUUGGUGUUUCAGAGCCCAUUACACGCGUUUCAGAGUCUUCCUUUGUGUGUGUGUGUGAUUAUGGAGGACGACACUAAUCCUUCAGACUUAGUUGAUGUCGAAGUUGCUGUUGUUGAGAUGGAUUUUGAUACACAAACCAAUACGCGUAGGAAAAAGAAGUCUGAUGUGUGGAAUCACUUUGUCACGGAAGUUGUUAGUCCUGACACUAAAAAAGCUCGUUGCAUGCACUGCAACAAAUCCUUUGCCUUCAUGACUGCCACUAAGGCUUCAGGAACUAGCCACCUUAAGCGUCACAUUGAAUUGGGUAUUUGUCCAAAGAGGGACGAGUUCAAGAACCUCACGCCAGUCAAGGAGGAAACCAGAGAGGUCUUGCAAACCACUUCCUACCUUCCUAAGAAACGUCGACUAUCUUCUCCUCAUGUUCAGCCUCCUCUAGAUCAAGAUCGCUGCAACCAUGAGAUGGCCAAGAUGAUCAUUAUGCAUGAUUACCCUCUUCAUAUGGUCGAGCAUCCUGGUUUUCUUGGUUUCCUCCAGGCUCUUCGUCCCCAGUUCAGUGUGCCAAACUUCACCACCAUUCAUCAUGAUUGUGUCUCCAUGUUUUUGUCCCAAAAGCAGAAAAUUUUGGACCUUAUUGGAGAGAUUCCUGGGGGAAUUAAUCUUACAAUAGACUUGUGUUCAUCAAAGCAAUCAGUAGGUUAUGCUUUUCUGACUGGACACUUCAUUGAUAAAGACUGGAAUUUGACUCACCGCCUUCUAAAUGUUGCUGUUGUGGCUUCUCCAGAUUCAGAUUUUGCUUUAAACCAACCUGUCGCAGCUUGCUUAUCAGACUGGAAGUUGGAAGGGAAGAUUUCGAGCAUCGCUGUGAGCCAAUCAGUAGUGAAUAAAACCUCCAUUGAUAAUCUCAGAGGUUAUUUGUCUGUCAGGAAUCAGCAUGCGUUGAAUGGUCAGUUGUUGAUGGGAAGAUGUUAUGCUCGCCUCCUAAGCAGUAUGGCGCAAGAUGUACUUGCAGCUGAACAGUUCCAAGAACCUAUAAAGAAAGUCAGAGAUAGCAUCAAGUAUGUUAAAACCAACGAGGUUUGCAGAGACAUAUUCGAUGACCUGAAGAAACAGUUUCCAACCCCUUCAACUUACAAAGAUCUUCUCAUUGACAGCCAAACGAGAUGGGACACAAGUUACAACAUGUUGUUGGCUGCCUGUGAACACAGACAAGUGUUUUCUAGUUUGGAAACUUGCCAUCCUGAGUACAAAAUAAGUUUAUCUCCUGAAGAAUGGAGAAAGAUUGAGAGUCUCUGCUCAUGCUUGAAGGCUCUUUUCGAAGCAGGUAAUGUCUUGGCAAGGCCAAACCAGUUGACAGCAAACGAUUUCUACCAUGAGAUGACAAAGCUUCAGCUAGAGCUGAGCCACACUGCCAUGUGUGAAGACCCGGAUGUCAGAAGCCUAGCAAACACGAUGAGGGAAAAAUUCGACCAAUACUGGAGAGGAUGCUUCCUGGUUUUGGCAGUUGCGGUGGUCUUGGAUCCCCGGUUCAAAAUGCACCUCAUCGAGUUCACCUUCAAUAAGACGUAUGGUGCAGAUGCAAAAAAAUGGACCAAGACUGUUGAUGAUGCAGUCCAUGAUCUGUACCUUAAUUACAGUGAACAAAACCUGUUGGAUGCUUAUGUGGAUCAUGGCUUUUCGGAAAUAGAAGUGACUCAGGAAUCUCACUUGCAUCAAGACAUGGCUGAAGAUACCAAUACAGGGAAUGGGCAAUCAGGUGGUGAGAAAAGUCCACCACAACUAGAGAAAGCCACAGAGUCACAUCAAAAAGAGGGACAUCUUAAGGUAGAUAAGAAAAAUGUGGGAGGGGUUUGGGAGGGAGAGAGUGAAAAGAGUCAGCUAAAAGAAGAGGAUCAGCAACACUGUGAUGAUUCUCAAGCACAUGCAAUGGCAGAUGAAGACAAGACGACAUUUCCGGUUGACGUGCUUCUAGUGGAAGGGAAUGGGCAAUCAGCUGGUGAGACAAGUCCUCAACUAGAGAAAGCCACAGAGUCACAUCAAAACGAGGGACAGCUUAAGGUAGAUAAGAAAAAUGUGGGAGGGGUUUGGGAGGGAGAGAGUGAAGAGAGUCAGCUAAAAGAAGAGGAUCAGCAACACUGUGAUGAUUCUCAAGCACAUGCAAUGGCUGAUGAAGACAAGACGACACUUCCGGUUGACGUGCUUCUGGGGGAAGGGAAUGGGCAAUCAGGUGAUGAGACAAGUCCUCAAUUAGAGAAAACCACAGAGUCACAUCAACACGAGGGACAUCUUAAGGUAGAUAAGCAAAAUGUGGUAGGGAUUUGGGAGGGAGUGAGUGAAGAAAGUCAGCCAACAGAAGAGGAUCAGCAACAUUGUGAUGAUUCUCAAGCACAUGCAAUGGCAGAGGAAGACAACACAACAUUUCCGGUUGACGUGCUUCUGGAGGAAGGGUCUACCCUCAUCACAAUAGGAGAAUCACUAUCAGACUUCGAGAUGUACAUGUCAGAGAUGAAAACGGAGCUGGAUCAAUACCUGGAAGAAACUUUGACUCCGAGGUCAGAAGACUUUAACGUUCUGAGCUGGUGGAGGCUCAACAGCACCAACUACCCUACCCUCUCAAAGAUGGCUGUUGAUCUUCUCUCAGUCCCCUUCACCACCGUCUCACCUGAUUCCGUAUUCGAAGCAGAGGUGAAGCAGAUGGACAGUUACAUGACCUCUCUUUCUCGUGUAACCUUGGAGGCUAUCUUGUGCACCAAGGACUGGUUGAAAACUGGAACUUUAUGAAAUUGAAAAUGCUUUUGUUUCGUUUGGUUCUUAUUGUUUUGGUUCUUUCUUGCUUUAUGUAACCAGCAAUUGAUCAGUUUUGAAUUAAAAAAAAAAAAGAAAAACAAAGUUUCACAUUA